UUUUUGGCACCUAGUCAGGGAAUUUAGCUCUCUGGGGAUAAUAGUAGAAAAAACAAUGAACAUAGUUUGAAAAUGAAGCAACACGGUCCGAAAUAUAUCAAACAAUACGCUGUCGGAAUUAUCGACUACAGUUCCCAAUAUGGCGGGGAAAAUCGGCGUAGCUUUUCCUACUCAGUCAGCAACAUAAUGGGAGAACCUCAGAUCUUCCCUAAGUAUGGUGACUUCACACAAGCCGCUGUUAUGAGAACUUAUGGGCCUUGGUGGGAGAAAUGUAGCUCGCCAAGUUUUAAGAAAGAUCAUAGGCCGAGAGCUUUCCCAUUCACAAGUCAGGAUUACAUUGAUGUUGUAUUUGACCAAGCUGUCUACCCAUGGUCCAUAGCAAUAUAUGAAACCUACAACCCAGGAUCCUUGGUCAGAAUAUUAGCAUUAUGUCAACGAUUUCCAAAACAAACAGCUAAAAGUGAUAAAAACAACAACGUGGGUACGGAUCCGGACAUACAAGGGAAAGCAAUUCCUCUUCCUUUAACCAAUGGUUUCACGCAUUGGGAGGUUCUAUGGGACAACCCGCAUCCACAGUCCAACCUUCCUAAUGAAGCUCGGAUGUUCGCUCCCAUCCUCCGAGAGAUUAAACAUCGGAGCAGGAUUAUAAGACUCGAGUUCUGCCAUUCUCAUCUUGAUUAUUACGCUGAGUUGGAUGCAGUUGAACUCACAGGCACGCUUGAGUUCAGCGGCUCAUCUGCCGUUGAUCCCCCUAGUGGCUCGUUAAGUAACAUGAGGAUCACUCAACCAUCAACAUCCACGAUGACUCCAUCCUUUAGCUCCGAGGAUCUUAUUUUCUCCGAAUCAAAGAUUGAUUAUUCACUUUCCUCCAAUGUUGAUCCUGAACCUCCAUCAGAAAGUGAUGCUUCAUGUUCAGAAGAGGAAGAGCCAAUCCAAUUCUCUCAUCCUGGAGGAAUGUUUAGUCUCCUCCCUGCUGAGCUGACGAGCAAGAUCUUUAGCUACCUCCCGUUUCCGGACAUUUGUCGAGCUGCUCAAGUCUGCUCCGUCUUCCACGACCAUAGCUACGACCCCUCACAACUCACCUGCCUUAAUCUUCACACCUACUGGCACAUGGUUAAUGAGAACACACUCAAAGGCAUCGUGAACCGUUGUCAAAAUGGCUGCACGGUUCAGACCCUCAACAUGCGUUGGGUUGGUGGUGGAGAUAUCAUUUCUCCCGACCAUUUUAACUGGUUCUUUAGGUCAUGUAACUUGUCCUCUCUCUCCUACCUAGAUGUUGGCUCUUCUCCGUGCAUCACUGACGAGGUUCUUACUACAAUGACAGCAGUGUUGCCAGGUUUAAAUCACCUUAAUAUUGAAUCUUGUGAUAAACCAAGCUCCGAAGGUCUUCGAGUGUUACACAAAUUAAAACAACUGGAAACACUGAAUUUAUACAGAACAAAGGUUGAUGAUGCGGGCAUCAUAUGUGUUCUACACUCCAACAAUAAUCUUCAAAGCUUAAACCUGGGCAGCUGUCAACAGAUAACGGAUUAUGAUAGGGUGUUCUGUGAGAUAGCUGCCCAUUGUAAACAGAUGCGAAUAAUCGAUGCAUGGCGAGCUCGUAGUUUAACAAGUCGCGGUUUGAAUGAGUUGGCGAAAAAUUGUCAAUUCUUGGAAGAACUUGACUUUGGAUGGUGUGGAACUCUUCAGAGCUCCACUGGUUGUUUCACAUACCUUGCAAGAUGUUGCCCUAAUCUUAAGAAGUUGUUUCUUACUGCGAAUCGUACUGUGGCUGAUGCAGAGAUAAGAAUGUUAGCUGAGUAUUGCAUCAAAUUAAGACAACUUGAUAUUUUGGGUACGCGACAAGUGUCAGUUGCCGCUGUAGAGUUGCUCCUCCACCAGUGCAAAGAUCUUCAAUUUCUUGAUCUUUCCUUCUGUUUUUCUUUCACUGUGGACGUCGUGAACCGUCUGCGAACGAUGUUUCCUGGCGUGGCGAUCAAACGCAGUUUUCAGGAGUGAUAUUUUACACCCCUAUAUUAUUUUUACCUUUUUUUAGACAAACUAGUGAAAUGUAGGAAAAGAUACGGCCGUGUUGCGUUUAACUUCUGCCUUAUUUGUGUUUGUAAAGACAACUUGUUGUCGGUGUUUGUUGUCUUUCUGUUUUCAUGGUGAGUUUUUUUUUGUGAGAUUUUAUCUUGGUUUUGCACACGCCGCCAGUUUCAGUAUUUUUCUGCAAGAAAAUAUAUUUUAGUUUAAAAUAAAUACCCUAUACCUCG
This is a messenger RNA of Ciona intestinalis (vase tunicate), 2255 nucleotides long. The record is from RefSeq and is a predicted model, not a curated record. Lineage: Eukaryota; Metazoa; Chordata; Ascidiacea; Phlebobranchia; Cionidae.